Molecule: messenger RNA, 1413 nt
Organism: Penicillium paradoxum
Lineage: Eukaryota; Fungi; Ascomycota; Eurotiomycetes; Eurotiales; Aspergillaceae
Exons: 7
Coding region: 1-1413 (470 amino acids)
Source: RefSeq, a predicted model, not a curated record
AUGGAUAUUCCGAGGCCUUCGGAGGGCGAUGUGGACAUCGGAACGGGCACGUUUCAGGCUUGCUGGGUAGGUGAUCGUGUCUCUUAUUUCUUGUUUCGUGGCGUCGAGUCCCUUGUCAAUGUCCUAAUCAUCCAUCAGGUCCUCACGGCAAUUGUCGGUGUCGCAUUGUUAUUCCGCUACGCCGUCAAGAUCUGGGUGGGCUGGGCUUUGCCACAGGUCACUGCCCCCGGCCGAAUCUGGGGUAUAGAGGAUCUCCUCUUCCUCGUUUCCUGGGGUUUUGAUAUUACCCAUAUGGCAUUUAUUCAACUGAGUGCCAACUGGGGUCUCGGGAGGCAUUACUUCUACUUGACCGCGGAGGAACGCUUCCAUGCAAUGAAAUGGGACUUCAUUUCACAGCCAUUGGCGGUCACUUCGGCUAUGAUCUCCCGCACGGGCAUGAUGUGGUUUCUGUUGAAUUGUUUUGCAGCCAGCGACAAAAAGAUUCGCCAGUCUAUCGUUGUCUGUGCUGUCGUCCAGCUCCUCGUCAAUAUGGUCACUAUUGUACAAAUCAUUGUCCAAUGCGGACCGAACCCAUAUCAUACCGCAAAUCGAGUUCCAUAUUUCAAAUAUAUGUGGACACCACUACCGGAAGAUGGCUCUGUCAAGUGCCAAUCACCGACAGUCCAAACAACCAUCGGUUUUGUGCAAGGAGGACUCAACACGGCUAUUGAUUUAGUCCUCGCUAUUCUCGCCGCUGUCGAGCUCUGGCAAUUCUUUCUGCGAACUCUCCACCGCAAUCCAAAUGUCUCGGUCUGGACGCAGUUCUGCAGAAUCAGUGGGUCAGUCCGAUCUCGUCGGAUCUGGCAGACAAUUACUCUCUGCGGCCCACUGCUUCUCUCCGGCUGUGCUUCUAUAGUCAAGACAUAUAAACUUAAAUCCCUCGGCGAUCGCCUGGACUUUACUUACAAUAUUGUGACCUUCGUUCUCUGGGUGAAAAUCGAAAACUACAGCAUUCUCCUCGCCUCCUGUGCUCCAGUAGCUCGUCUCUUCCUACGCGCCUUUGUUGACCGCAAACGCGAAGAGCGCCCUCGCGGCUACUGGUCCCGCUCCCGGUCGACGGCUCACGAUGACCCCGACACGGAGCUGGAACGCCGGGCUAAAGCCGACGACCAGUGGAUGGGUUCCGCUGCCGUCAAUAGCAUGAUAAACACAUAUAUCAACAAUGACGAGAAUCCCGCAUUCCAAUGGCAUGGGCAUGCUCACGAGCGCUCUCACGCCCACGUUUCCAGGGUGGAAAUGCCUGAACAUCUGGAUAAUGGGCGCGUGACUGUCAAAACAGAUAUUGUGGUCCAGGUGGAUGAUGGGAGGUCGAUGGCUUCUGAUGCGAGGUUGUUGCCUGAUAGAGGUGGAUCACAUUCUGGGGGGUAUCAUUGA